Messenger RNA from Dendronephthya gigantea, 2777 nucleotides. RefSeq lists its product as uncharacterized. The transcript has 7 exons. Lineage: Eukaryota; Metazoa; Cnidaria; Anthozoa; Malacalcyonacea; Nephtheidae. Bases 124 to 2271 code for a protein of 715 amino acids. The record is from RefSeq and is a predicted model, not a curated record.
CAAACCCUGAACAAAUUUGGGUCAGAAUUGUUUGACCUGGCCUUGAGUAAAAGUCAAGCUUAUUUUGAAGAGAACGAGAAAAAAUUUACUUUUAGGUAAGGAAAAUUCAGCCUUUCGACAGCAAUGAAUCUCAGCAUUCUUGUGCUGCUGUGUGCAUUGAUCCUGACCUUAACCACAGCGUCGCUUAUCAACUAUGCCUCCGACGAUGCGACGGCAGAUAUCGCCGCCCUACGACUGGAAAUCGAUGUUCUCGCCGACGAAUUGAAGAGCUCCAAAGAAGACUCGAAAAAAUUCAACACGCGACUCGGAGCCUUGACCCGUCAGAUGAUGUUGCAACAACUUUUCAUCGAGGAACGUCUUCGGUCGGAGGGGCAGUCGGGCGUUAAACAGACGCGAAAUGGGGUGGGAGGGACCAAGUCCUAUCACCACAACUCACACGUUGGCAAACGCAUUGUUGCAAUUCACGAUCAUUCGAACAACAUUCGAACGGUGGGAAUGGGCGAGUUCAUCGGGGUUUUGAACGGGGUCGAGUUUCGUACCCGGCAUAAUGACUACCGGCUGUACAUGCCCAGCCAUGAUUCGAGUGAAUUUCACAAAACCGAGGAUCUACCCUUCCCAGAUGUCCCACCGGAGGUGACAUCAAAGGGAUCCGUCACUGAACAAGUCAAGGAGAUGGUGGAAUGGUUCAAGGCGUGGAAAAAUGAAGAUCACAGUGUACGAGAUUACAGGAAGUACUUCAGACCUGCUUUGUGCUACCUUGAGGGAACGUGGACGAAGAAUUCGAAAAAUAUUGACGAGCCUUUUGAAAGCGAUCGCCAUUUUGUUGACGCAAGCAGCUGGUUCGAUCUUCAGGAGAAAAUCCGCUUCACCUCUUACACCGGACGCAAAGACAACUUGGAGAAUUUCGCCUACCUUCCAACAACGAUCAUGGAAACUGUGAAUGAAACUACGGCUGUUUUUGCCCAGUGGAAUUACCGUAUUUUAUGUCAUCCUCUGAAAGAUUAUCUUCCAGUGAACAGGUUACGUAUUGUAGAUGACCUGGCAUCCAGGCUUUCAUGGAAGCGAACGGUCGAAGAACAACUACAGACCCGCGCAGCCCGGUUUCAAGUCAACCCUAAAGACACAGGUACAUGGAAGGAAAGCAUGGGGCGAUUUGGUCUGCUCGAUAAACUCAUGGGCCAAAUCCCCGGUAAGGACAAUUACCCGGCGAACAUUGUCGACGGCGCCUUGGGCCAAGAAGCGUAUUCCAUGGAUCCGGAAAAAGACGGGCAGAAGUUGAAUGCUGGGUAUUAUCACCGCUGGUACAAGGUAAUGGAGAAAGGAGCCAUGGGUGUUCAGACGCGACAUCGAGGAUUUUCCGACCCGAAUCUCUUUGUGGCGAUGACGAAACAGCCCAGCGUUGCAGGCAUGAAACUGAACGUUUGCAAAGGAAGGGGAAAAAACAAAAUUUGCACAAAAUACGAACAAAAAGUGUCGUACGCGAUACCGCUGGAGAUAAUCUACCUCACACCGCUGAACAAAUGGAAUCCACACAAGCUUGUUUACAAAGGAGAUCAGCGCAGCGACCUGGGUAAGACUGUGACGGCCAACGGUCGUAAUGGCGGGAAAACGUCAGCGAAAGCCUACGAUGGCGUCAACAGCAGAAUCUACUACAUCACCCCGAAUGAGUUCUUCGCGGGCACAGAAACUCAUGUCGAUGCCGCUGACACAACGAAAGGCUCGGUUGGGGUCUUAGAUCCGAACGGGGAAGUGCGCAUGGUCCGGGCAUCCGGUACCCGAAUAUUCCUUCCAAAUAUACCAGGAGUUGGCAUCCUUAGAACAAGGUAUCCCAUUAUGCCAAUACACGUUGAAGGUGGUACUGCCUGGAAAGAGAUACAAGCCGUUGGAGAUUUCCUCAUGGAGUCUAGCACGCAUGCGCGUCUCUUCCGCGAGAAAUUGGCGGCGCAAGAAGGUGGGACCGCAAAACCUUCGCCAGAGGAAAACACCGAUGUGGUUUUACGAACCGGGCAAUCGAAAUCAACAAUGACCUCCAUUCAUAAUCACGAAGUCACUCUGAGUGAAGAGCAAGUGCGCAUGGUCAAAGCUGGUGGCAAUGUUACCAUGGAGACGAGCGAGGCUAACUCGCAUCAGCACAAGAUCACUAUCAAAUGGCAUAAAAGACGAGGUUUCUACAUGGCGUUGUGUGCUUCAACACCAGAGAUAACAAAAGCUUUCCUAGCGAAGUGCAAAGAUAAGCACUCAGCGAUUAUGACUAUAGUCAAGAACGUGUAAACGGAAACAGAAGAUCUUAUCUUUUUAUCCACUUUGAUUCAAUGACCUCGCUUUGUGUCAAGUAUUUAGUCACGUUUCGUUCACAUUAGGAUUAAAUAAUUACACGAUAUUGGAUAUAUGACAAAUAAAAAACAAACUCGGGUAUUAAUUGCAUGUUCUGUAAAUGCUAAUUACACGAGUUUAAUCAUUGGGAUUAGGUUUGGAUUAGGAUUUAAUCUAAUCUUUAUGCUAAUCUAAUCUCAAGGAAUAAGUUCGCGUAUUUAUUAUCUGAACAUUGAUUUAUGACCCAGACUCACAUGAAUUCAACGUGAGUUUGUCCUGCCAGGGAUUGCAAACGUGGAGCGAGUUCAUUUGAUGAAAAGGGAAGUAGGAUGAGGUCUUUUAGCUACGAAUUAGUUUAGAAACAAAUGCAAUAUUAAGAUGAAACGGUGGUGGUAGAAUGUAGAUUACGUAUAACUAUAUAAUUAUUGUAUCUUUCUGAAAGUUCUUUAAAUAAAAUAAGUCAU